This is a messenger RNA of Raphanus sativus (radish), 2501 nucleotides long. Its product is annotated as BRASSINOSTEROID INSENSITIVE 1-associated receptor kinase 1. Gene Ontology annotation, molecular function: protein binding; ATP binding; protein kinase activity. The coding region runs from base 395 to 2326 and encodes 643 amino acids. The transcript has 9 exons. The record is from RefSeq and is a predicted model, not a curated record. Lineage: Eukaryota; Viridiplantae; Streptophyta; Magnoliopsida; Brassicales; Brassicaceae. Gene Ontology annotation, biological process: protein phosphorylation.
AUUCCUUCUCCUCCUUCCUCCUCCUCUUCUCUGUUUCCAUUUCUAAAAGGUAUAUUCGAGAAAGAAGAAAGAAUCAAUCAAACAUAUCUUCCUCUUUUCGUUUCCUGUCAAAUCUUAAUUCUCCACGGAGGGAAAGGAGUCAACGAUCUGGAAGUUUCUGAUCGGGGGAUAUAAAAGCUCAAAGUGUUUCGUUUCGUUGAAGGUUUCUCUUUAAAUUUAGUCAACGGACGUCGAGGGCUUUGUGUUGUUGUAUUAGUAGCUCAAUUCGAGACUCGAGAUCCUUAAUUUAAGGGUUGGGUGGGUCAAAAAGGCUGGAUCUUUUCCCUGAUGUGUUAUCGUCAUCAAAUGAAAGGAUAAUUCGUUUUUCUAGGGUUCGUAAUCAAUUGAAGCUGCAAUGGAAGGAGGAAGAAUGAUGAUGAUGAUACCUGGAUUCUUCUGGCUGAUUCUGCUUUUCGAUUUGCUUCUCAGAACAUCAGGCAACGCCGAAGGUGAUGCACUGAGUGCUCUGAAGAACAGUCUAAGCGACCCUAACAAGGUGCUUCAGAGUUGGGAUGCUACUCUUGUUACCCCUUGUACCUGGUUUCAUGUUACUUGCAGUCCUGACAAUAGUGUUACUCGUGUUGACCUUGGGAAUGCCAAUCUAUCUGGCCAGCUUGUAGCGCAGCUUGGUCAGCUCCCAAACUUGCAGUACUUGGAGCUUUAUAGCAAUAACAUUACUGGGCCAAUCCCAGAGCAGCUUGGUAAUUUGACGGAAUUGGUGAGCUUGGAUCUUUACUUGAACAAUCUCAGCGGUCCCAUCCCAUCAUCUCUCGGCAGACUAAAGAAACUACGUUUCUUGUAUGCACCCCCUCUUCUUUUAAUACCUCUUUUUAGUAAGCAUUCAUGUGAUGGUCUUUUGCUAUUGGUGUUUAGGCGUCUUAAUAACAAUAGCUUAUCUGGAGAGAUUCCUAGGUCUUUGACUGCUGUCUCGUCUCUCCAAGUUCUGGAUCUCUCAAACAAUCCUCUCACUGGAGAUAUUCCUGUUAAUGGUUCCUUUUCACUUUUCACACCUAUCAGUUUUGCCAACACCAAAUUGACUCCCCUUCCUGCAUCUCCGCCGCCUCCCCUCUCUCCUACACCGCCGUCACCUGGAGGGAGUAAUAGAAUUACUGGAGCAAUUGCUGGAGGAGUUGCCGCAGGUGCUGCACUUCUAUUCGCUGUUCCUGCCAUUGCACUUGCUUUGUGGCGAAGGAAAAAACCACAGGAACACUUCUUUGAUGUACCAGCGGAAGAGGACCCAGAGGUUCAUUUAGGACAGCUCAAGAGGUUUUCAUUACGUGAACUACAAGUUGCUUCGGAUAACUUUAGCAACAAGAACAUAUUGGGUAGAGGUGGUUUCGGUAAAGUUUAUAAAGGACGGUUAGCUGAUGGUACUUUAGUGGCGGUUAAAAGACUGAAAGAGGAACGCACCCAAGGUGGUGAACUGCAGUUCCAGACCGAAGUUGAGAUGAUCAGUAUGGCGGUUCAUAGAAACCUGCUUCGGCUUCGUGGCUUUUGCAUGACUCCCACAGAGAGAUUGCUUGUGUAUCCCUACAUGGCUAAUGGAAGUGUUGCCUCCUGUUUAAGAGAACGUCCGGAGUCACAGCCACCACUUGAUUGGCCAAAGAGACAGGGUAUUGCGUUGGGAUCAGCAAGGGGGCUUGCGUAUUUACAUGACCAUUGCGACCCAAAGAUCAUUCAUCGAGAUGUGAAAGCUGCAAAUAUAUUACUGGACGAAGACUUUGAAGCCGUGGUUGGAGAUUUUGGGCUGGCAAAGCUCAUGGACUACAAAGACACACAUGUGACAACUGCAGUGCGUGGUACGAUCGGUCAUAUAGCCCCUGAGUACCUCUCUACGGGAAAAUCGUCUGAGAAAACCGAUGUGUUUGGUUAUGGAGUCAUGCUUCUUGAGCUUAUUACUGGACAAAGGGCUUUUGAUCUUGCUCGCCUUGCCAAUGACGAUGAUGUCAUGUUACUAGACUGGGUGAAAGGGUUGUUGAAAGAGAAGAAACUGGAAGCGCUAGUAGAUGUUGAUCUUCAGGGUAACUACAUAGACGAGGAAGUGGAGAAGCUAAUCCAAGUGGCUCUGCUCUGCACACAGAGUUCACCGAUGGAAAGACCCAAAAUGUCUGAAGUCGUGAGAAUGCUUGAAGGAGAUGGUUUAGCUGAGAGAUGGGAAGAGUGGCAAAAGGAGGAAAUGUUCAGACAAGAUUUCAACUACCAAAACUAUAACCAACCGAACACUGGUUGGCUUAUAGGUGAUUCUACUUCCCACAUUGAAAAUGAAUACCCCUCUGGUCCAAGAUAAUAAGAUUCGUUACACUGAAUGCUUUCUCUUGUCUUUAUUUUUUUUUACUUCUUUUGUAUUUAUUGAGGGUUUUAGUUUCUGCUGCUCCAUGUUGUGGUUUCUUAAGUUGGUACAGGCAGGAGGAUUCAGAUUGGGUUUGUAAUCUUUAUAUGAAAGAGAUUUGAAUGUUGUUGAA